This is a messenger RNA of Colletotrichum destructivum, 2100 nucleotides long. RefSeq names its product Putative HNH nuclease. Lineage: Eukaryota; Fungi; Ascomycota; Sordariomycetes; Glomerellales; Glomerellaceae. Bases 372 to 1619 code for a protein of 415 amino acids. The transcript is spliced from 3 exons. The record is from RefSeq and is a predicted model, not a curated record.
GUAUUUAUCAGGGUGUUACAGCAGACAGCAAGUUCAUAAGAACAAAGGGUGUUUUUUCGCCGAUGACUUAGGUUGACUGGGCCCAUAAAGGUGCGUCUAAGGGUACCUAGGUCCUUUAAAAGGUUCUUUAGCAGGCAGGUAGGCGUAGCUGCCUUCACUAACCUGGCAGGUAGGAUUGUGGUACUUAACCAGGCUACUUGCCUGCAACUUCCGCAGUUUAAACUACCUAAUCCUCCCUCUUCCUCUUCAGUUACAUUUCUUUUCCCUCAUCUCAUCAGAUAAGACAUCAGAAAGACUAUUCAACCCAGUCUCACCCUAUCAACCACAUCAGACGGGAACUAUUCUUCCACAUCGCCCUUCGCUCUCAUAUCAUGACGAGACGAGACGUCAGAUUGUCACUCAGCAGUUCAAGCCGGCUGACCAACGCCAACAAGAUCCAGCAAACAUCUGAUCUAGUUCGGGAUUUUUUCUCGGAUGAAAACAACCAUCAUGCUACUGUGGUUGAUGAGUCUACCCUCCAGGUCAUUCUAACCUCGGACAAGCUGUGCUCCCAUCGUCUUCCAGGGGCUCAGGAUUAUUUAGAUGACCAUGGUACCAAGCUCGACCUGGUUCCUCGGGUGAGGAGGAACUUGGCAACGGCCAUCAGCAUGCCAGGGUUUGACCAAGCCGCUCUCUGGGCUGCGCUCUGGUUAAUGCCUACCGAGAAUUUACAGGAGCUGCACGACAAUUUACGCCAACCUGCGUCCAAAGCAGACUUAAUGCGACUACAAUGUCAGCUGGUGGUCGGUGUCUCUCAAAUCCCAAAAUUCAUCAGAAUCUUUCGUGGACAGGAUCCUGACACCUUGAACGAGGACGACAGCAAUGCUCCCAAGGCUUACAAUGCCGGUGACAAACGGAACCGGGGGGAGGCUGACUUGGCUCUAGAACGAGACAGCCACAAAUGCGUCAUUACAGACACCCUUCACCCUCAAGUCUGCCACAUCUUUCCCUUCGCUUCCUUGAAGUACAGGUAUCAGAAAGUCCUGCCAAUUUGCCUCGACGGGAUGAAAAAGAUCUGGGGAAUUGAACGGGUCGACGACCUUUCCGAAAAGCUGAUGAUCCACGGACCCAACGAAACUGCUGCCAUCGACACGGUUACCAACAUGAUUUGCCUAAGUCCGCAACUGCAUGAUUGGUGGUUGAGGGGUUACUUUGCCCUUGAACCCAUCAGGCUUUGGUCCGAACCUUUACAUGACAGCACCCCAGACAGGCCAGACAGGGCGGCGAAGAAACGCAAAAUUCCUGAGAAAUGGAGCAUCCAGAUACGCUUCGAUUGGUUAAGGAAGAUCGACGUCCCCAUGUUGACGUCAAAAGUCAAGUUUUCUGAUGAUCCAAUCACCAUGAUGCAAGAGCCAGCGGGCGAGGGUCUGGUCAGAGCUUUCAACGCAACCACGUGCCGACAGGUUGAGAACGGCCAAAUCUUCACCAUGACGGCCGAUAGUCGAGACAGGCUACCUGACUACGACAUACUUCUUUUACAAUGGGACCUGCUACGAAUGUGGCGUCUAGCUGGGGGCGCGGAUCCUACUGUAUACCCUUUGGACGACGAUUUUCUUGACAGCAGUGACGACGAGGUCUAAGUGACUGGCGGUGAUGGAAUCCAGGAGACUGCCAACGGAGAUGGUCAGAAGGAUGUCCACCGCGAUUGACACGUUGAAGUGGCCCCGAUCAACGUAUUGGUUGUCCGACCCAAGGCACGGCCGGCUACCCUACGAAGGGUGGAAGGAUCGCAGCUUGCCUAUCUUCUGUCAGCGCUACCCACAGGAGGUGCGUAUUGUCUGAGACCUGCAUCCAAGCCGGCCUUUCGUCCCUGAGUAGAAUUAUAGUCUGAAGAAGUCUCUCAGUCGGUUGGUUCGGAUGGAUGCCAAGGUGCAAAACCAUGGCCAUGAAAGGGAUGAUGUCUUUCGAGAACUAUGGCGGCAUUUGAAGACUGGUAUACAAACGGUAGCGGAAUUUAGCAACAUGAUUUGCCUAAGGCUUAGUGAGGGGCCAGGCUAAUUCGAAUUAAGGGCCAGAAGCAGAAUCCGCUGACAGAAAUACAAAUCCGUCACGCUAAGACUA